CUCCUCAGUGUUCAGGCUUGGCUAUGGGCUGUCCUUGUCUGCUGCAUUUUCUGGGUUCCUCUUGGAUCCUUUGAGCAACAGGCUGUGCCUCGGGAGGAUCCUUUGUGCUCCUUUGUGACAGAGGAGAACCUUCCAGGCGGUUCUUGCGUGAGCUGCUGCUGUGAUGUCACGGGAACGCUGCCGCGUCCUCGCCGUGUUCCCGUUGCUGUGGGGCACGGAGCCCUCAGUGUCCAGAGCGGCUCUGGGCACCCGCUGGUUGCCGGAGGAUCCUCCUGCCCGAGGCAUUCUCAGCAGCCAGCCCAGCCCCUGACGGGUGUCCUUGUGUGCUUGCAGGGGUACAGUCUGCGACGUGUGCAGCGCAGCCAAAAUGAUCCAGCAAGCGGUUGCUGCAGUUUGCACUCUGUACUCUGUGGCUUAUUCGGGCUAUUUUUUAGCCCACUUGGCACGUAAGUCGAGGUUUUCCCUGGGUGCAGCAUCGGUGCCUGCGGGCUUGCUGUGUGCUUUCUGUUCUCCCACUGGAAUUGAGCUGCCUUUGUAACCAAAUUGCCAUUAAGACACCGUUGGUUUGGGAGAGCUCCUGCCAGCAGCUGCAGCGGAAAAAGGGGGUGUCUGCAGCCAGCGGGGCGUGCACAGCAUUUGCAAUGGAGCCGGGGGGGUUCUGUUCCCUCAAGCGCAGAGUCUGUGCCAGCGGAGCCUGGAACUCCCUCCGGUGGCUGCUCCAGCCAAGAGCUGACACAGCCCAGGAUUCUGUGCUGUUCUCUUGCUUGCUGUGCGAAGGGACUGUGGCUCCUGGAGGGAUGUUGUGGAAGCAAAAUGCUCUCUCGGGGUUGCCUUGCUCCGUGGGAGUUCCCACCACGGGCAGGUUUUUCCUAACAGCAUCUGGUUCGUGUUCCCUGUCCCGUUGCAGGGCACCUCACGCGUGGAUCCCGAGCAGCUCCUCCUUCGGGAGCGCCGUGAGCGUGGGGGAGCCUGCCGAGAAAUACCUGGAACUGGAGCAGGUUGGCCAAGGGGCUUUUGGAACCGUUUAUAAAGGACUCGACAGGGCCACUGGAGGAGAGGUGGCCAUAAAGAAAAUGAGUCUCAGAGGGCAGAACGGGGAACGAGCUGUGAAUGAGAUCCUGGUCCUGAAGGACAAGAAGAACCCCAACAUUGUCAGCUCUUUGGACAGCUUCCUUGUUGAUGAAGAUCUCUGGCUGGUGAUGGAAUACAUGGAUGGAGGAACUUUGCAGGACAUUGUCAGACAGACACGCAUGGCUGAAGGAGAGAUGGCAGCUGUCAGUCGGGAGUGUCUGCAGGGCCUGGAUUUCCUCCACUCGAACCGGGUGAUCCACAGAGAUCUGAAGAGCUCCAACAUCCUUCUGGCAACGGACGGCUCUGUCAAGCUGGCUGAUUUUGGCCUCUGCGCUCAGCUGAGCCCCGAGCAGGAGCAGCGCAGCUCCAUGGUGGGCACUGCUCACUGGAUGGCCCCAGAGGUUGUGACCAGUUCUCCUUAUGGCCCCAAGGUGGACAUCUGGUCCUUGGGCAUUGUGACCAUCGAGAUGGUGGAAGGAGAACCUCCUUACUUCGAGCACACGGCGGCCAUGGCUCGCUGUCUGAUCCGGCAGAACGGGACCCCGCAGCUGCAGGAGCCCAGGCGCCUGUCGGCUCUGCUGCGGGACUUCCUGGAGUGCAGCCUGGAGGCGGACGAGGAGCGGCGCUGGUCUGCCCAGGAGCUGCUGCAGGUGGAUGCGAAGCGGCUGCAGGGGAAAGAGCAGCGCGAGGGAGGGGUUUUCUCGUGGGGCCCCCCUCCAAUAGUCUCCAGUCUCGCUGCUUUUCACAUGCAAAGCCAGCAGAAUCCUCGCCUGGCUUGGCUUGGCAGGGUCCUUUGCAGGUCAUCUGGACCAGGUGCCCCGCAAGGAGCAGGGCCAUCUUCAAGCAGAUCAGGUGGCUCAGAGCCCUGCCUGACCUGAGCCUGGAUGUUUCCAGGGAGGAGGCACCUCCCACAUCUCUGGGCACCCUCUGCCAGUGUUUCCCCCCUAUUCUGAUAAAAAAAUUCUGUCUCACAUCU
Molecule: messenger RNA, 2047 nt
Organism: Corvus hawaiiensis (hawaiian crow)
Lineage: Eukaryota; Metazoa; Chordata; Aves; Passeriformes; Corvidae
Product: serine/threonine-protein kinase PAK 3-like
Exons: 8
Coding region: 642-1949 (435 amino acids)
Biological process (GO): intracellular signal transduction; regulation of actin cytoskeleton organization; regulation of axonogenesis
Cellular component (GO): cytoplasm
Molecular function (GO): protein serine/threonine kinase activity; ATP binding
Source: RefSeq, a predicted model, not a curated record